UGCGUGUGCAAUUUAUCGUGCACCAUCAGACAGUUCCGUCAACAUGUCGCUGAGCAGACGACGUGUACAUUUCUUCUCGCAAUUUCAAACUUUAAUUUUGACGCUUUUGUUGUUUCUGUUUUGUUUCGUGUCGAAUGUGAAAGCAUGGGACAACGAGGACUUUGAGCUUUUCGAUUUGGUGGAGGAUGUCCAACUAAAUUUCUAUGAUGUUCUCGGCGUCGAAAAGACGGCGAGUGCGGCAGAGAUUCGCAAAGCCUACAGGAAACAAUCUCUGCUUUUUCACCCUGACAAGAACAAGGAGGACGAGGCCGAGGAAAAGUUCCGGCAGUUAGUUGCUGUGGCAGAGGUUCUCAGAGAUACAGAUAUGCGAGAAAGAUACGACCAAAUUCUUGAGCAUGGGCUUCCCAACUGGCGAGAGCCGGCCUUCUACUACCGUCGAGUCCGCAAGAUGGGCCUGCUGGAAAUGGCUGUCUUGCUCUUCAUCAUCAUAACGGUGGGUCACUACGUCGUCCUGUGGUCCAUCUACUGGGAAAGACUUCUAGAUCUUGAAGCAAUCAUUCCAAAGAAGAAACGGGACAAAAAGUCCAAGAAGGCAGGCCGGCAGCCCGCCACCACCUCCGCAACUACCCCGACAGACGCCGACGAAAAUGCCCCCCAAGACCCGGCCCUGGACGACCCCCUCCGCCCAACCAAACCCCAGCUGGCCGAUGCCCUCCCCUGCAAGCUCUAUCGCCUCCUAUUCACCACAGCAGUUUCCGUCCCCUCCAUGCUGAAACAAGCCAAACUCGAACUCGAGAUGUGGCGGGAGAGGCGAAAAUUGGAGGCGGAGCUAGCUGCACAAGAGGAGGAGGAGGAGGACGGGGAGGAAGGCGGAGUUAAGAAGGUCAAAAAGAGGCGGAGAGUGGAUCCAACCGUUUACGAGUACGAGCCAAGCACAACGACACCUGUAACCUACACUCCACAGGAAACCACGGACGACAAUAGCAGCAAAAUUUCUAAUAUAAAGUCUGGUGACUGGACCCAAGACGAUGUGACCAGACUUAUCCGGGCCAUGACCAAGUAUCCUGGGGGGACGGCGGCCAGGUGGGACAAAAUCGCCGAAGAGAUCUCGAGACCUGUCGAUGAGGUUACUAAGAAAGCCAAACAAAUCAAAUCUGGAGGAUUCGUAGUCAGCGUGGAUGCUUCGGCACAAGGUAUAACUGGCGCAGUGAAGCACGCAGUGACCAGCAAAACGGGGAAGAAAUUUACUGACGAUGACAUCACAACUCAAGACUUGACAACAUCCGACCCAGACGACAGCCACAAGGAAAACCAUGGAAAACACAAGCCGACCAAACCUCCCAAAACUGCCGAGAGAACGUUGCUCAUCUCACAGACGUCGGGCAACGGAAAUCUCGAGAGCCAACGGGAUGAGACAGAAGGGGAGAACGCGGAGAACGCUGGGACGGAGCAAGAUGUUUUGUCGCCGGGCGGGGCAGGAAGCUGGAGCCAGCGACAACAGAAGAUCUUUGAGAAAGCUCUGACCGUCUACGGUAAAGGCGUGGCCGAGAGAUGGGAGAAGAUAGCUGAUGCUGUCCCUGGGAAGAGAAAGGAGGAGUGCAUCUUGAGAUACAAGGAGCUCGUGGAGACGAUACGACGGAAGAAACAGGGGAACGCAGGACCGCCACCAGAGAGGUAGCAGCAACAGAACGAUGAUGGUAACAUCACUCAUCAUUGGACGACUGAGUUUGACAGUUUUUAAUAAAUUAAUUUUAAGCCUAACACCCCCUGGUCAUAUUUUGCCAAGAAACUCCCUGAAUUAUCCAAAAUGUUGCAGUGGCCGGUUUCAAAGGGUAGACUGGUUCCCGUCCGCAUAAUAUGGGGAUCGGUAGCUAGUUCCUAUUUAAAGCCAUUGAUUGGAUCACCUCUGAGAGUGUGCAGCACGAUCUUUUAAUGUUUGAAAAUGAUGUUUACUGCUUUGCGCACGGAUGACAGUUGAACACAUGGCUAUAAAAAAAAGUUAACUCUUACCAUAACCAGUAGGCAUAUUUAAUCGGAUGUGUCUCCAUGAAGACAACUUCCAAGCAUUGCAACUGGAUAUGUUUCAAGUACUUAAAAGUAGUGCCACUUGACUGAUAUCGACUGAAAGGACAACUUUGCACAGAAUUAGAGGUACUUUUGGAGUUGUACUUUUUUUUUAAUCCACACUUUUUUGAUGGCUUUCCAAUUCGAUGCCUUAAACAAAAAUCCAAUUUUGAAAUUAUCUCUUUUUACAGUAAAUUCAGUCAGAUUGACUGCUUUUAUGUUGGACAGUUCGUAGGUAAUUUAUGUUUUGUGAAACAAGUCUUGGUUCAAAUAUUGAUAUGUAUUUAUUUGUUCCCAUUUGAAUUUUCAGGGUUUAGUUUUUGUUC
Messenger RNA from Patiria miniata (bat star), 2390 nucleotides. RefSeq names its product dnaJ homolog subfamily C member 1-like (gene dnajc1). Gene Ontology annotation, cellular component: endomembrane system. The coding region runs from base 44 to 1678 and encodes 544 amino acids. The transcript is spliced from 9 exons. The record is from RefSeq and is a predicted model, not a curated record. Lineage: Eukaryota; Metazoa; Echinodermata; Asteroidea; Valvatida; Asterinidae.